Molecule: messenger RNA, 2755 nt
Organism: Hippoglossus stenolepis (Pacific halibut)
Lineage: Eukaryota; Metazoa; Chordata; Actinopteri; Pleuronectiformes; Pleuronectidae
Product: pleckstrin homology domain-containing family S member 1
Exons: 15
Coding region: 180-1376 (398 amino acids)
Source: RefSeq, a predicted model, not a curated record
UAAGGAACCAACAUUCGCUGCAUGGAACUCUACAGGCAAACAACACAGUCGGAUCACCUUAAAAAACCCUGUGUGAGAAACCAGAAACUCCAGUUCACAGUUGGAAAAUCUCGUCGCUGUUUCCCAGACGCAGGAAAACAUCCAGCUUCCUCUUGCAGGUGCUCCCCAGGUUCGUCACGAUGCAUAAAUCCCAGAGGUGCCCAGAUGCAGUGUUCUACAAACCAGUCGGAAACGUGACAGAAGUCAGGUCUGGGUAUCUGUUCAAGUCUCCUCCCGCCAAACAAUUGAGGACAGAGAAAUCGUGGAAGAGGAGAUACUUCGUGCUGUUCAAAGUCAGCAGCGAUGAACAUCAGCUGAAGUACUUCAGGAGUGCGGAGGGAAAGGAGAAGCCACUCGGGGGGAUAGAUUUGGAACAUAUCUCACUGUUGUACGUGAGCCCGCAGCAGCACCAGAAAUGGGAAUGGAUCCAGAAGAUCUUCAAGUGCUCCCCGUCCUGCGUGCUCUACAUCUGUGCCGCCGGGCGGGACUACUUCCUGGUCGGGGAGAACAGUGACGAAGUGGACCAGUGGUUCUCUGUCCUGUAUGACGCCCUGAAAAACCGGUCACAUAAAUUAUUGAGUUCCGAGGAUGUUUCAAAACCAAUUAUGAGGAAAAACAAUUCAGCCAUUGUGUCUGAAAAGCAGAGUGAAGAUUGCUCCAAGAGACGUGUAUCAGAACCCAUGAAUCCGAUCUAUGAGUACCCGAGAUACAACUUCCGCCAAAACCAGGUCGAGGAAAAUGGUUCGACCCACAGCAUGGAGUGUCCAUAUGAAACGAUGCAGGGACUUAGACACGAUGAGGGCCGUGAAGUUAACCCGCCUGGGACCCUGAUGAGGUCUGUCACUCAGGUCUUUGACAAACAUAAGACCCAGAUUUCGCCGUUGAGUGAGGAGACACAAGCUGACGACAGGGAAGACACGCAUCCUUCAGAUGUCAGCAGCAGCAGCAGCAGCAGCAGCAGCAGCAGCUCCCCUGUAGAGAUGCUGGAGAGUCGUAAUGUGCUCACCCUGGAGAAGCAAACCUCCACGGAGAGUCUCAACCACACCAUCCCAGAGGAAAGAGAUAUUGAGGUCAAGCAGGCAGAUUUGAAAAAGCACCUGACACUAACAGAGGUGGAUGGGAAACCAAGUGUGUCUGGGUGGACAGGCCAGCCACAGACGGUGUGUCUCUUCCACAAAGGAGACCAAGUACUGGCAAUCAAUGACCUGCACAUCGACAGCGUGACAGAGUUCAACAGUUACGUGAGCAAGUCGCUGAAGAGUGAGGUGAAACUCACUAUCCUGCGUCUCCCUGGACAUCUGCCUCUGCAUUCCACAAACUGCCCCUGCAACGGCUGACGGAAAAAACUGACCAGUAGAGAUGGAGCCACUUCUACUCGUGUGUCUGGGUGUGUUUAGAAGACUCUUUUAGGCGCCUUGUGCCUAUAGCUGGGUUUGUACCAUGUAGAUCACAGUAUUUUUCCAGGGUUUUGGUCAUUUCCUAUUGACCUGUCCCCCGUCUAGUUAAUGACUUUAAAUAUCUACAAGAGCCUGAAGUGAAGGUAAAUAUGACAAAUGAAGGAUGUUAUUAUUAUUCUACCAAUCUCACACACACCUGUACCUCAGGAAUCUUUAAAAAGAGAUAAAUACUUAUUGAAUAUAGAGCUGGUGGUCGGUAAGAACACUUCUAAGAGGAAGUGGUUAUUACACCUCAUUUAGUAAAGAGAGGCAAUAAAAGCAUUUGUGAUUCAUAUAUUAGAACAGACUGGGAAAACGGGUUAACUAUUGAACUGUGCCCUAUAGGUCUGAUCUUAAUUUCACAAAUCACUGAUUAUGUUGUAAGGAAAAGAAUCACUUCCUACUUGUACAGAUGAUUUUCCUUUUUGUUUACUAUCUGUGUGUCUGUUUUGGGCAAAUUUGUAUUAUAUGAUAAAUACUGUACAUAUAGUAUCUGAAACACAGCUUAUGGAAACGUUUGUUUGAUGCUGGAAUUGUAAAAAGAUAAUGUUGUGCUUGGAAGGAAAACCAAACAAAAGCUUCUAGACCCAAAGUUCGUUGUGUACGUGAGAUUAAAAUGAAGUGCAAGACACGUAGUGCAAUUUUUUUUAAUUCUUUAUGUUAAAUUGUCUCCUAUGUUCACGCAAGUUUUUAACUUAACCUUUUUUUAUCUUGAAAAUACUUGGGGAUGAAUAACAAAAGAAAAAAGACGUAGGAACCGACCAGUGUUUCGUGACGUCCGCACCUCGGGCCGAGAGUCUUGGGGAAGCUGUUUUUUCCUUAUGUAGUUCAUGUCUAGUGACCGAUACCUCUCACGAACAAAGACAACAUCAAGUGGACAAUAUCUGCAGGGCCUGUGUAUUAGAAGUGCUGCACAGCAUUUAUAUUUUAAAUGCCUUUUUAAUAUAUAGGUCCAAUGACCAGUGUCCCCAGAGAGCAAGGACAAAGCCUGUACACUUAGAUUACAUUCACACCACUGCUCCCCUCAGGGUAAUGAAUCCAUCAUUCCAAGGUUAACGUUUCAACUUUUAAUGGAGCUAUUGCACAGAUGUGAGAAAAAGCACAUUUAUUUUUGAACAUCCAUUCUGAACUGUGAUAUUAAAGCUGUGCUCGAUGACUAAUUCACUCUCUUGUAAAUAAAUCCAUCCUUUUGAGUGUGUUACAAAAGCAGGUUGUACUGGGACAAUAAAUCUGUUGAAAUGAUUCUGAAUAAAAUUUGGACCAGAUUGUUAAAACACUGA